This is a messenger RNA of Oncorhynchus masou masou (cherry salmon), 1063 nucleotides long. Its product is annotated as RING finger protein 151-like. The transcript has 5 exons. Lineage: Eukaryota; Metazoa; Chordata; Actinopteri; Salmoniformes; Salmonidae. Gene Ontology annotation, molecular function: zinc ion binding. Bases 103 to 837 code for a protein of 244 amino acids. The record is from RefSeq and is a predicted model, not a curated record.
CAUGUAGGCCAGUCCUAACUAAAGGGAGUGAGGGGCUGAGCUGUGGGAAUGAAAACUGAAGCAACUGCGACCUCAUGACAAUUGACAACAGAGCAGUGAAACAUGAGUGGGGGUUACGACGUGGACCUGUUUGUGGACGGUCCAGACUAUGACCUGCUCUGCACCAUCUGUAGAGCUGUCCUGAGGUGUCCUGUCAGAGUGGCCUGUAACCAUGUCUUCUGCAAGACCUGCAUCCUACAGUGGCUCAGGAGACAGGAGACAUGUCCCUGCUGUAGGAACACUAUCAGUCCCAGCUUUAUGUUCGUCAUGUACAAAUUGAGUAAAACUAUCAGCCGCCUGAGGAUUAAGUGUAACAACGAGGGAUGCUCAGCCACUUUCCCUCUGUCUGAGGAGUUCCUCCAUAGUUCCUCCUGCCAGUUCCAGAGGGUCCCAUGCCCCCACCAGGGCUGUGGUUCCUUGGUGCCCCGCUCAGCCCUGGAGGUCCACUCACAACACUGCCAGCACUGGAGCCAGCUCUGCCCCAUGGGCUGUGGUACUCUGCUCACACAGGCCACCCAGCCCCAGCACAACUGCUUCAGGCAGCUGAGGCAGCAUGUGGAGGCCCAGAGGCAGAGUCACAGAGCCAUCGCUAGCACCCUCCGGAGAAAGAUGGGGAGAAUGCAGACCGCCAUGACACACGUCAGGAGGCAGGUGGCGCUCAUCUGUGAGAGCCUAGAGGUCAUGGGAGAGGGGGAGGCAGAAGGGGAGGGGGAGGAGGGUGGAGAGGUGUAUGAGGGAUAUGGAGAGGGGGAGACAACAGGGGAGAGUAAUACAAGCAGCAGUAGCAGCAGCUCUUGAGAUGGGUACAGGUUUUUAUUUGUGUUUUUUUUUUUUUACAAAUUAUUAAUUAAGUUUUAUGUGACAUAAUGGUUUUUAUACAAAAUCUGUUUAUGCGAAAAUGUGAAAAUGAAAGAGGUUUUGGAUUUUAAUGAUUUUAAUGAAACUGUUAAUUUCAUUUUGGUGUAUUUUGUAAAGACUGCAAAUGUAUUCUUCUGGAUUGUUUUUUUUUCAGAAUAUUUUUAUU